Osmerus eperlanus (European smelt) is the source of this 5979-nucleotide messenger RNA. It is a transcript of the gene tpp2, whose product is annotated as tripeptidyl peptidase 2. Gene Ontology annotation, molecular function: serine-type endopeptidase activity; tripeptidyl-peptidase activity. The transcript is spliced from 28 exons. Bases 97 to 3909 code for a protein of 1270 amino acids. The record is from RefSeq and is a predicted model, not a curated record. Gene Ontology annotation, cellular component: cytosol. Gene Ontology annotation, biological process: proteolysis. Lineage: Eukaryota; Metazoa; Chordata; Actinopteri; Osmeriformes; Osmeridae.
GUUCCUCCCUGCCGGUAACUUGGAUCUUGCUUUGUAACGGCUGGCUGUCGUCUUCCCCAUUUCGCUGCUUUGUUUUCAUUGUCACCCCGUUUGACCAUGGCUGCUCAUUCUACCGAAGAACCGUUUCCCUUUCACGGGUUACUCCCCAAAAAAGAGACAGGUGCCGCGUCCUAUCUAACCAGGUUCCCCGAGUACGAUGGACGGGGUGUUCUCAUUGCUAUUCUCGACACUGGCGUGGACCCUGGGGCCCCGGGCAUGCAGACAACAACAGAGGGAAAGCCGAAGAUUGUUGACAUCAUCGAUACCACAGGAAGCGGUGAUGUCAACAUGUCCACGGUGGUGGAACCCAACGACGGAACACUGGCGGGGCUCUCUGGCAGGACGCUAAAGAUCCCCCCUGGUUGGGUCAAUCCAUCAGGGAAGUAUCACAUCGGAGUCAAAAAUGGUUACGAGUUCUUCCCCAAAGCUCUUAAAGAGAGAAUACAGAAAGAGCGUAAGGAGAAGAUGUGGGACCCUGCACACAGAGCUGCUCUAGCCGAGGCGAGCCGCAAGACAGAGGAGUUUGAACUCGCUCACCCCUCCCCCUCACAGACAGAGAAGCUGCAGAAGGAGGAGCUCCAGUGCCAGUCUGAGCUGCUGGCCUCUCUGGAGAAGAAGUACAGCGAUCCGGGGCCAGUCUAUGACUGUGUCCUCUGGCAGGACGGCCUGACCUGGAGGGCUGUGGUGGACACCUCGGAGUGUGGGGAGCUGUCCCAGUGCACUGUGCUGGGCUCCUACAGGGAGAGCCAGGAGUACGCCUCGCUGGGAGAGGCCGAGAUGCUCAACUACUCCGUCAACAUCUAUGACGAGGGGAACACGCUCUGCAUCGUCACCAGCGGAGGGGCUCAUGGGACACACGUGGCGAGCAUCGCGGCAGGUCACUUCCCCGAUGAGCCGGAGAGAAAUGGCAUUGCCCCGGGCGCCCAGAUCCUCGCCUUGAAGAUCGGAGACACCCGCCUCAGCACCAUGGAAACAGGAACAGGACUCAUCCGUGCUAUGAUUGAGGUAAUCAACUACAAGUGUGACCUGGUCAACUACAGUUAUGGGGAAGCCACACACUGGCCCAACUCAGGGAGGAUCUGCGAGGUGAUCACAGAGGCGGUGCAGAAACACAACGUGUUGUUUGUGUCGAGUGCCGGUAACAACGGCCCCUGUCUGUCCACUGUGGGCUGUCCUGGGGGCACCACCAGCAGUGUGAUAGGCGUGGGGGCGUACGUGACCCCUGACAUGAUGGUGGCGGAGUAUUCCCUGAGGGAGAAGCUGCCCCCCAACCAGUACACCUGGUCCUCCCGGGGCCCCAGUACUGACGGGGCCCUGGGGGUCAGCAUCAGCGCCCCGGGGGGGGCCAUCGCCUCCGUGCCCAACUGGACGCUCCGGGGCACCCAGCUCAUGAACGGCACCUCCAUGUCCUCCCCCAACGCCUGCGGAGGCAUCGCACUGGUGCUCUCAGGCCUGAAGCAGACCGGGGUGCGCGUGUCCGUCCCGGCGGUGAGGAGGGCCCUGGAGAACACGGCCAUGAAGGUGGACGACAUCGAGGUGUUCGCCCAGGGCCACGGCAUCAUCCAGGUGGACAGGGCGUUAGACUACCUCACCCAGCAUGCCGCCCUCCCCACCAGCAACCUGGGCUUCGCCGUCACCGUGGGGUCCCAGCGGGGCAUCUACCUCAGGGACCCCGCCCACGUCCUGGCGCCUUCGGACCACGGGGUCGGCAUCGAGCCCGUCUUCCCCGAGAAUACAGAGAACACGGAGCGCAUCUCCCUCCAGCUGCACCUGGCCCUCACGUGCUCCGCCCCCUGGGUGCAGUGCCCCUCCCACCUGGAGCUCAUGAACCAGUGUCGCCACAUCAACAUCCGCGUCGACCCCCUGGGGCUCCGAGAGGGGCUGCACUACACCGAGGUGUGUGGCUACGACACGGCAGCCCCCAGCUCGGGCCCUCUGUUCCGAGUCCCCAUCACUGUCAUCAUCCCCACCAAGGUCAGUGAAGGCCGGAACCAAGAGGUGACCUUCACAGACGUCCACUUCAGACCAGGGCAGAUCCGCCGACAUUUCCUCACAGUCCCUCAGGGAGCUUCCUGGGCAGAGAUCACCCUGACGUCUCACUCAGUUGACGUGUCGUCCAAGUUUGUUCUCCACGCGGUUCACCUGGUCAAGCAGAAGGCCUACAGAGCCAACGAGUUCUACAAGUUCUCCUCUCUCCUGGAGAAAGGCUCUCUGACCGAGGCCUUCCCUGUGCUGUCGGGCCGGACGGUGGAGCUGUGUAUCGCCCGCUGGUGGGCCAGCCUUGGUGACGUCAACGUGGAGUACAGCAUCUCCUUCCAUGGCCUCACAGUCUCUCCCUCUCCCUUACACAUACAUGCCUCAGAAGGCGUGACCAGCUUCGACGUGUUGUCCCCCCUGCGGUACGAGGACGUGUCUCCCAGCAUCACCCUCAAGGCCUGGGUCCAGCCCCUCAGGCCCCUCAGCUCCAAGACCAAGGCCCUGGGCCUCAGAGAUGUGCUGCCCAACAACAGACAGCUCUACGAGAUCGUCCUCACCUACAGCUUCCACCAGCCGAAGAGCGGGGAGGUGACCCCCAGCUGCCCCCUGCUGUGUGAGCUGCUGUACGAGUCAGAGUUUGACAGCCAGCUGUGGAUGCUGUUCGACCAGAACAAGAGACUGCUGGGGUCUGGAGACGCCUACCCGCACCAGUACUCUCUGAAGCUGGAGAAGGGCGACUACACGGUGCGUCUGCAGGUGCGCCACGAGCAGGCCGGCGAGCUGGAGCGCCUGAAGGACCUGCCCUUCGUGGUGUCCCACCGCCUGUCCACCACGCUCAGUCCCGACGUGUACGAGACGCACCGCGCCGCCCUCGCCGCCAAGAAGAAGGCCAACUCCCUCACCCUGGUGCCCGGGGCCACCCAGCCCUUCUACGUCGCCGCCCUGCCCGACGACAAGAUCCCUAAGGGGACUAGUCCAGGGUGUUAUCUGACCGGCUCCCUUGUUGUACCCAAGAGCGAAUAUGGCAAGAAAGCAGGGCAGGCCUCUGCAAAACGACAAGGAAAAUUUAAAAAGGACAUGGUGCCGGUGGUCUACCAUCUGAUCCCUGCCCCCAACAAACCCAAGAACGGGGGGAAGGAGAAGGAGAAGGACGGAGAGAAGGAGAAGGAUGUCAAGGAGGAGUUCACCGAGGCCCUAAGGGACCUGAAGAUCCAGUGGAUGACGAAGCUGGACACCAGUGCUCUGUAUGAUGAGCUGAAGGAGAGCUGCUCUGGGUACCUGCCCCUGCAUGUACAGAGGCUGCACCAGCUGGACUCUGAAAAGGAGCGUUUGAAGCACCUGGGGGAGAUUGUCGCGGCAGCAGACGUGGUGCUGGCUCAGAUCGACCAGACGGCCCUGGCCGUCUACCUCACCAUGAAGACCGACCCGCGACCAGACGCUGCUACCAUCAAGAGUGACAUGGAGAAGCAGAAGGCGUCCCUGCUGGACGCCAUGUGCAGGAAGGGCUGUGCCCUGGCCGACCAGCUCCUCCAGCCCCCCGGGCCCCAGGACGGGGCGGGCGCCGGGGAGGCCUCCGAGGAGGCCGAGGUGAGCAGCUCAGAUGAUCCCCAGGAGGCCAGGGUGAAGGCCCUCAGCGAAACCUUCUGGGAGGUGCAGAAAUGGGCAGAGCUGACCGACUCUAAGGUGUUGAUGUUCUCAUACAAACACGCGCUGGUCAACAAGAUGUACGGCAGGGCCCUGAAAUACUCCUCCAAGAUAGUCGAGGACAAACCCAGUAAAGACAACCUGAAGAACUGCAUCCAGCUGAUGAAGCACCUGGGAUGGACACACAGCGCCACCUUCACAGAGAACUGGCUCCCCAUUAUGUACCCGACAGACUAUACAUCCUUCUAAACACACACACACACACACACACAGGAUGGGUUGUACAUGGCUCACGCAUGAUCACCCAGGGAUUCCAUCUUUCCAUGGUCACAUCAGACCUCUGCAAACCACGGUGACGUCUCUUCAAGUCUGGGACACUAACCCGUCCCCCCGGAGAGGAAGCUGCUACUCCCCCCCCCCCCCACACACCCCCACCCCACCCCCCCACGAGGGAGCAGCACUGAGUCUGCUGUGUGUCAGUGUUGCCACUCUCUCAUCCAGGUGCCUUCCGAUCAGUACCUUACGUUAGCGGGAGGACCAGUGUGCUCCUCUGUCUCUGUCAAGCGGCAGACUCUGUCGUGUGACCCGGGGGGGGCCCCGCUCACCCCUCCGAAUGCUCAUUCAAUCACCCUCCAUUCAACUCCAUUCACACACUGUAUCUUGUUUUAUAUUUUGCCGUGGCUAUAAAGAGAUUACUUCAACUCCAACUGCAUUACAGACCUUACUAUCACAAACCUCUGUGUAGAAGCUAACGUCAUUGUGGAUGAAGAGACUUUGGGGGGGCAGGUUGUCCCAGAACUGGACUAUCUGAUGUUCUUUUAAUCCAGGACGGUUAUUGAUGCUCGUCUGAGAUCCUAACCCAUUAUGUACAGAUCUGUGUGUAGAUGAUCGUCAAGCGAAGAUGCGUGUUUGAAUCUAUAAACGUGAUGUUUUCUUAUUUUUCUCUCAGCAACGUUCUAACGGUUGUGCACCACCGUGACAAAGCUACAUUGUGUUGAAAUGUACAUACACAUUAUAGCCAUGUACAGACAUGUCUAUGAAACAAACACAAUUAUAAAGAGGCAAUAUAACUAGACAGGAAAGUAGUGGUUGUUCUCCCGAUUGUAUUUUAAAUGUAUGCAUGUCAUGUAAAGGAAACAGUCGGCUUCAUUUAGAAACUGCUCACAUAUUUUUUAGUUUAAGAUUUUUAAUCUCUGAAAACCCUCAUGGCUUAGUUUCCCGAGAGCCCUCUGUGACUGUGUUUGGGAUUGAGAGUGUGUGACCUGUGACACAUUGAAGGGUAGGACAAGGGACACAUCAGAGUGAUCCCUAUACUUAAGUGUAUUAAACCCUUGAAUAAACACUGCAGAUGUCUUGUAAUUUGAAACUAGUUUGUUUGCAGCAUAACUGUGAAGUUUACAUCCGCUUUGAAGCAUCGUACGUAAGGUUGGAUCAAAUUGAGCUUGGAUUUUUCUCUCUGUCUUUUACGGCGUGUUCUUCCCUGUGGAAUCCCUGGACUAAUGCCCCCCUUUGGCAAAGGGAGCAGUGGGUUUCAAGCCUUUACCCCCCAAUGGUCUGUUUUGUUGCAGAUUUGAGAGAAGAGGAUUGGUGCCAUCAUAUCUAAUGUAGAUGAAAUGCCUGGUGGAUUCUUGUUCCAUCUUGCUUGCAUCCAGACCGUCAAAUCAAUCGAAUCAAAAAUGUUCUUGUAAUGCCCUUUUUUCAAAGCAGUGUCACAGAGGGCUUCACAUCCGCCCACAGAACUGCCCCUCAGCCAACCUCCACCCUCAGGGGUUCCCCCACCCUUCAGAUCUACAGCAUACACCACUGUUAACGCUCAACAGGAAUAUAGAGUACUUCUCUACUUCAUUUGAACACAUUUUCCUUCCAGAUUUCCCUUUGCCUCCGCCCCCUUUAAAAAAAAAACUGUAAUCAAAGCGUUUGGGUUUUGGUUUCUGACUAAUGUUCAGGGUUCAGCUGUCUCUUGUGUUGCCAAUGACAGUUCUCCGAAAAUGGCCUUAACUUUCACCAAGGGACUCUACCGUCCAAAUACUCCAGCCAGAACCCUCAUAUCUCUCACUCUGCUGGGGUCUGCAAAAGACCUUUCAUGGUAUAUUUAUGGAUGUCUUGUAUUUAUAUUUAGAAUGAAACUAGUCAAUGCCAAUAUUUUAAAGAAUGCUAUGAUUUUGAGGAUAUGUACGUAGUAUUAUUUUGUAUCCAUUCUUCCUCUGCGACAUACAGAAAGUAUCUAUACCACCUCGCUAUUUUGUUAUCGCAGCAAAUGUAUGGAAUAAUGUCCACAAACUGGGGAUAAAUUCUAAAUAAAAGGAUUUGGAAGAAUAA